AAACACAUGGAUACACAGAGUGGUGGCAGCGCUGUUCCAAUGAAGAGCAGGAAAAUAAUGUUGCGACCAAGAAAACAUGUAGCAAAACUCACUAAAGUGGUAACGCCUUUCUACUUCUUGGAGUUUGUCUUCCUCAAUGUGUCAUGUCAAGAAACCAGGCACCAGCGGUGAUUUACUUUUUUGCAUUACUACUGACAGGCUGUGCAGCAGAGGAUAAGCAGUGCGAGGUGUUGAAAGUCGAUGCAAGAGCCGUUAAAGAAUACUCGUCCUUUGUGUACAACAUUACAUACAAAGAUCCUUUCUGCGCAAACAAAGGAGAGCUGACACGAAAACUGAGGAGCUGCAAUACUACUGACGACAGCGAUCCCAAUGGCGAGCCGGUUGAAGGGAAGCUCAAUCCCUGCCAUGAAGGAAAUUGGAUGGUGACGAUGUCUGCAAACGUGAACUCCAAUUGUUUCUCCUGCCCGGGUUUAUACUUGAAUCAUUACAAAGUACUGUCUUUCACGUAUGAUAGCCUAACAAUCGAAAUGAAAGAUGUCAGUCCUACUGUGAAGAACUGGAAUCUCACCAUCUACAAGACCACAACAGAGACAGAUUACAAGGUCUGUAGCGCACGUCAUGGAUUAGGGUACAUAAAAAAGCUGUUUCAGAAAACAGACCUGAAAGCAAACAUCACCCUGUCGCUGGUCACCCUGAAACAUUCCUUUGACCCAAAUGCCUGUUAUUGCUUCGUGAUGAAUCCAAUCUCUAAUGUCCAUGUGAGCCCGGAGAACAUACUAUUCACCACCAAAACCUGCAAACCCACUCCACCCUCACCUGAGAGAGGAACAGAACUGAUAGCUUCCCCACCAAUGUCGAUGUGGGAGAAAAUCGGAUGGGGAGUGCUGGCGGGCGUGGUGCUCUGCUUUGUGGCCAUGAUUGUUGUUGUCAUCAGCUCUCCCGCAUUCAUCGCCAAAAUCCUUAGGCUGAAAGGAGUUAUAGUCAAACAAAAGCCAUUUAGAAACAAACCGCUGUCCAGUGACUCUCAAGUGCUGCUUCUCUACGCUCCAGAUAUCUCAGACAGCCAGGACCUGAAAAUAUUAAAAAAGAAUCUCCAAGCUUCCUUUACGGUGUAUGAUUUGUUUGACCGCAAUAACCUCGACCAGUUAGCUGAUCAAAGCGGGUGGACAGAGAAGAUGUUGUUGCCGACCUCUGGCGUGAAGAUGCUGCUGGUGGAGUCUGCGGUAAUGCACGAAAGGAUUGCUUCUCUGCUCGACUCUGAUAAAGAAAGUUCCAUGAAUGCGAUGCUGGCAAAGAAAUCUCUACAUGAAAGAACUGCAGAAAAUCUCUUGACAUUUGCUCUCAGAACCAUCAUCGCCUGUCUUCGGGAAGACUACUCGUCUGUAUUCGUCAUCAGGUUCACGGACGAAGUGAAGGACGGAGUUUUCUUUUUGGUGCAGAUGCGAAGAUAUAAACUCCCGGACCAUUUCUCGGAGCUCUCAAAAGACAUAAAGGAAGCAAAGCGUAUGAGUGUGUGGUGAGAGAGAGAGAGAGAGAGAGAGAGAGAGAGAGAGAGAGAGAGAGAGAGAGAGAGAGAGAGAGAGAGAGAGAGAGAGAGAGAGAGAGAGAGAGAGAGAGAGAGAGAGAGAGAGAGAGAGAGAGAGAGAGAGAGAGAGAGAGAAUGUACUAGCCACUGCUGUUCAUAAAAGUACAAUUCGAGCACGCUACUUGUUUUUAGAAUAAUUUACCAUAAGAUUCUCGUUUUCUCACACAAUGUUAAAGAAUGACAACACAUUUAGGAUGAACUUGAAGAAAAAUUAUACCAAUCUCAUGACAAAUUGAGCAUUCUCUUUUCGAGUUUUGUCGCUUGCUUUUGCACCAAAGAUGGAGGAAAGUUGGGGGACAAUUUCUGUGUUUUAUAUUUUUCACACAUAUAUUUCUUUAGUCAGGGUGGAAUGAAAAGCUUUUCGUCUUGUUAACUCCACUCUUCUGUCUGUUUUUUUUGUUGUUUUUUUUACUCCAAUCUCUUGCUAUUCUACAGCUAUUUUCACGCCACCUGCUCCUUUGAUCUUGGUAACUGCAUCCAUCACCUCCUGCCGUGAUUUCGCUGCAUAAUUAUUUUUUUUUACCUCUUCACUUUUAUAAUGCAAGAUUUUACCAGUAUUCUCAAUCUUCCAUUCCUUUUCCUAGCAAGGUCUAGAGUUUGUUUGCUUGUGUAUAUCCUCCUUCACAUGACUUGAACUCUUUCAACAGGAAGGUUUCAAAGCACAUCUUCGAAUUUGGAUGCGCAUUUUUUCCUUUGACGUCUGAUUCCUAGCACACCUACAGGUUUAAUUGUUUUGUUAACUCGAAUAAUUUCUCUAGAACCUGCUUUCUUUUUUUUUUUGUAAGGGAAGGCCCGUCGGCUGCAAGUCUUCUACUUUUCCAUGUAAGUUUAAUUUAAUUUUCCUUCAACUAUGAAAUACGAGUACAUAUUAUUAACCCCUUCAGUACUGGGACGCAUUUCUAUCUUGAGUUUUGACCCUUCUAUUAACAUAAGGAAGCGCCUACAGAGGGCAGAAGAUUAAUGGCCACAGUUUUCACUAUUUUAAUCCUCGACAUAAGUUUCUGAAGCUGUAUAAAAUCGCCAAAUAGUAACCAGAAUGAAUACAGAAACGCGUCACGGUACUUAUGGGAUUAAGAGUCAAAAUUUAUACUGUAUGCCAACUCGGUGCAUAAAUGUCUGUAGAAUGAUUGUUAUAAGGAUAAAGAUAUUCUGCAUUGAUGAGUUCAUUAGAUAUUCUGCAUUAAUGAGUAAAUAAUGUGAUUCUAAAAAAAACAAUAAACGAAGAAAUAGAAAAAAAAGAAAAAAAAA
This is a messenger RNA of Portunus trituberculatus (swimming crab), 2833 nucleotides long. RefSeq lists its product as uncharacterized. Bases 144 to 1520 code for a protein of 458 amino acids. NCBI's taxonomy places the organism in Eukaryota, Metazoa, Arthropoda, Malacostraca, Decapoda, Portunidae. The transcript is spliced from 14 exons. The record is from RefSeq and is a predicted model, not a curated record.